GACAACAACCACACGCCUUGCCCGCCACUCACCCUUCUACACGCUCUGUAUACGCCCAGUUCUUGUCCAUUGACCCUCGGAAGUCUCUGCCACCCAGAAUUGCGAUGAUGAUGACCACCGGCGCGCUGUCAGAAGACGGCAUUCAUGUCGACAUGAACCACCUCAAGAAGGGUGAGGUCAACCUCGGAACAUCCAUCAUGGCCAUCAACUUCAAAGACGGUGUCAUAUUAGCCGCCGACAGCAGGACGACGACUGGAGCAUACAUCGCAAACCGAGUCACGGACAAACUCACACAAGUUCACGACACCAUCUGGUGCUGCAGAUCCGGCUCGGCAGCCGACACACAGGCGGUGGCCGACAUUGUCCAAUACCACCUGGGCAUGUACGGCACCACCAACGACGAGCCCCCGACUACACAGACGGCAGCAGCGCUGUUCCAAGAACUUUGCUACUCCAACAAAGACCAACUCUCUGCCGGACUGAUCAUUGCCGGAUGGGACCACCGCCACGGCGGCCAAGUCUAUUCGAUCCCCCUGGGAGGCUCCCUUCACAAGCAAUCAUAUGCGAUUGGCGGUUCAGGAUCAACAUACAUCUACGGUUACUGCGACGCAAACUGGAGGGAGAACAUGAGUGAGGAGGAAGGUAUCAAGUUCGUCAAGGGCGCACUCGCAGAGGCAAUCAAGUGGGACGGCAGCUCGGGAGGUGUCAUCCGCAUGGUUGUGCUCACGGGCAAGGGCGCACAGAGGCAUUUGUACCUCCCCGACCAGAACUACGAGGGCCCAGGCAGGCAGUAAAGUCGGGUGUGUGUGAGAAUGCUGGCUGAUGCAUAGACAAGCAUGUAUGAUAUGACACGACCCGACCCGACGAUGAUGUCGGAACGAGCUACAUGAAACAAAAAGGACGCGGACAGCAAAAUAAAGUGACUGUGAGAUCAGCAGACGUGAAGUAUGUAGCAAUGUUUGGUUAGACAAGCA
Molecule: messenger RNA, 974 nt
Organism: Bipolaris maydis ATCC 48331
Lineage: Eukaryota; Fungi; Ascomycota; Dothideomycetes; Pleosporales; Pleosporaceae
Product: nucleophile aminohydrolase
Cellular component (GO): proteasome core complex
Molecular function (GO): threonine-type endopeptidase activity
Source: RefSeq, a predicted model, not a curated record